This is a messenger RNA of Dermatophagoides pteronyssinus (European house dust mite), 656 nucleotides long. RefSeq lists its product as uncharacterized. The record is from RefSeq and is a predicted model, not a curated record. NCBI's taxonomy places the organism in Eukaryota, Metazoa, Arthropoda, Arachnida, Sarcoptiformes, Pyroglyphidae. Gene Ontology annotation, biological process: negative regulation of biosynthetic process.
GUCUAUAAAUGAUAAGGAAAAAUAACCAAAAACAAUUUAAUUUUGAUAUUUGUCAUCGAGUGAUCAAUCGUUUUUAUUCCAAAUUUUAAAGUAACAAAAAAAUGUCUUUUGUUAUUGUCAGUUCCGUUGAUGAACUUUAUGGUCCAACAGCCAUAUCGACGGAAGAUUCAAUUCUUCAUGAACAAUUAGCUGGUGGUAAUGCACAGCAAUUAAAUGAACAAAAUUCUUUGACAUUAUCUCGUCGCCGUCAUCAUCAUCAUCAUCAUAAAAAAAUUGAUAAAUCUGAUAACAAAUUGGAUAAAGGUAUACGUAAAUUUGAAGCUAAAUUAAGCGAUUGUCGUGAUGAAGAAAAAGCAGAAAAACUUCGUGAAAAAAUUGAAGCUUUAUGUCAACGAAAAAAAGAUCGUAUAGCCAUAAAUCAGGAAACAAAAAUCAAUUAUGAUCCACAUGGAAAAUCAAUCGUAUUCAAAGUUGAAGAUGCUCCAGUUCGUGUUCUGAAUAAAUUACAUCAACUUGGCUAUACAUUAGUACCAAGUGCUGGUGGAAAAGGUGGCCUUGAAACUGGUUUAACAUGGACACUAUUUCGUCCAAAUUAUGAACCAACUCCUAUUUAUCCAAAACUUAACGAUUUGAUCAGUACUGAUUAAUCCAUUCAC